Messenger RNA from Prinia subflava (tawny-flanked prinia), 3056 nucleotides. RefSeq names its product RAB interacting factor (gene RABIF). Gene Ontology annotation, cellular component: cytosol; membrane. Lineage: Eukaryota; Metazoa; Chordata; Aves; Passeriformes; Cisticolidae. The record is from RefSeq and is a predicted model, not a curated record. The coding region runs from base 33 to 461 and encodes 142 amino acids. Gene Ontology annotation, molecular function: zinc ion binding; guanyl-nucleotide exchange factor activity. Gene Ontology annotation, biological process: post-Golgi vesicle-mediated transport; small GTPase-mediated signal transduction. The transcript has 2 exons.
CUGACGUCACGCCGCCGGGCCCGCCCCUCGCCAUGGCGGCGCCGUGCGCGGAGAUGGAGCCGGCGGCGCCUCCUCCGUCCCCGCCCGCGCCUCCCGCGGCCGGGCCGGGCUCGGCCGGGCUCGUGUGCGCGCAGGGCCGCAACCUGCGGGCCGUGCUGUGCCAGCGCUGCGGCUCCCGGGUGCUGCUGCCCGGCGCCGCCACCUUCGCCCGCCGUGAGCUGCUCCUGCCCGCCAUGAGGAAGAAGGCGGCGGCGGCGGCGGCGGGAGGCGGCGGGGACGUGCUGCGGGAGCACUGGCUGGUGCGCGACAUGUUCUCCUUCGAGAACGUGGGAUUCACCCGCGACGUGGGCAACGUCAAGUUCCUGGUGUGCGCCGACUGCGAGGCGGGGCCCAUCGGCUGGCACUGCCUCGACGACAAGGACAGCUUCUACGUGGCGCUGGAGCGCGUGGCCCACGAGUGACGCCGGGCCCGGGCUGGAGCUGGCCCGGCCCCGGGAGCCCCGCCAGCCCCGCGGGCUGACCGCAGCCGGGAGCCCCAGAGCCUGACUGACCACGGCCCGCCUGCCACCCGGCCUGGCUGGCCACAGCUCGCCUGCUCCCCGGUGUGACUGACCCACAGCCCAAUGGUCACCCCAUUUCCCACAUCCACAGGCUGAGCAGCGUCAGGAACUGCAGCCCUGGCACGGCCAGCUCCUCACCUGCCCCCACAUGGAGAGGGUGUUGGUGGUGGAAGGUCCCUGUACCCUGCAGGGACAGCUCACCCUGACAUUUUCACCACGUAGCCUGAUCUGCCCCAGUCUGGCUGUCCUACCACUUCCCUGGUUGCUCCAGGGGGCUGAGGUGUCUCUCAUGCUGGUGGCCCUGUGACACCACGCAAAUGGGGGCACUGGGACAGGGCAGCAGGAGGACAGGACUGCUGCACUGAGUGGUUGUGGCAGCUGAAACUGUCUGACCUGCAGCCAGAGCAGUUCCAGGGUUUAAGGCUGGAUCUUCUGUUGAUUUCCAGAAGGAAUGUUCGCUGCCCCCAGCUCUAACAUUUAUGUUCUCCAAAACCUCACCCCACCUGACAGCUCUGUGAGAGUUGUGGCACCUCAAGUGAGUGUGAGGCAUUCCAACUACCAUGUGCAGUUCUAUUAACUGAGUACUUGGGAAUAAAACACAGGUAGAAUGUGCAGACAGCAUAGGGUGAUACAGCAGCAAACAAAGAAAAUGUGCCAGACCAUAGAGCUUUCAGGCAGCAAGAGUGAAGAGAUUCCAGCCUGAAAAGGAUCUGAAUCAUUGGACAGGCGGUGCUGAAGCAUGUCAGAACACAUGUUAAACAGUGAUGUCAGGAAGGAAUUUCUCUUCUGUAAAACCUGGUGGUAAGAGUAAUCUGGGUAUUGUGACCAGUUUUGAUUUCUGCCUUUUAAAAGCUGGUCACAGAGCUAAUUAAAAAUGGAAGGAGGCUGCAGCAGGUGUGGUUCUCACUGCAUUUAUCACUGCUGGAAUCCUGGCCCGGUUCAUUCUACAUUGCUGACCCCUGUAUGAGUGACAGAACAGCUCUCCAGGGAUGCUCAGGGGUCCCUGGUGCUGUGCCUCACUGUGGCACAUGUCACUGUCCUCGCCUCAUAAGCACUUGGGUCCUGACAUAGCUGUCACUGUGCUGGGGUGAUGGGCUUGUUUGUGCCACCAAACUCAAGGUGGGAUGUAGGUGUGCUGCCCCAAGGCUGUGGGAAGAACCUUUCCCUUGCCCCUCUAAUGAAACAAUUUUGUUGGCAGGGCUCUGUAGGGUCUCUCAGAAGAGGCAUCCUGACAGCAGGACAGAAACAAGUCCCUUCUUCCUGCAGUGCUUGAGCACCUGCACUGUUAAGAUUUGGAGACUCUGCCUUAAUGUGUGGCCUGUUCUGGGGCUGCUCUGUCAGGAACCUCUGCUAUGGGCAGUCAGGAUUUAUCAGGGGAGGGAUUUAUCAGGAUUUGUCAGAGGCAGAGCUGUGGUCUGGGGCUGAGGGUCUCACUGGAGCAGGAGGCAAAUCCUGUGCUGUGUCAUUGCUAAAUGUGUCAGAUGGACAUUUGUCAUGGAAACUGCUUCUUCCCUCCUGCCCUUCCUGUCUCUUAGCCCUAAGCCCAAGGACUGCCCAGGUUCAUCAAGGAGAUGUGCCUCAAAGGACAAGAGAGCUUCACCUGGGUUCUGCACAGGCAUCGCAGAAUGGUGGGAUUGCAUCACUAGUUUCAUACAUUUAUUUGGACUGUUGUCUCUUAGGAUAUGUGUUCUGACCUGUACUACCCCACUUACAGUCCAUGUUACCUGAAUGUGCUGUGCUGCACAAGCUUCAUUUUGAAGGCACCACUGUGCAGAACAGACUGUGGAAAUCAGCUUGACUAAUGCUGAGUAAAUAACCUCCAAAAAAUGGUCCAUGUGGAUUCCUGAGUAGUGGGUGGCACUGGGAUGGAGCUGGGGGGUGGUGGCAGCUUUCCCAGUCAGUAGAACACCCCUGGACAGAGGGGAGAGCUCAGGCCAAAGGCCAAAGGCCUUCACAUUGCACUGGCAGUAACUGAAAUCCACCUCAGCACAGUGCUCCAAGUGCUGUGAGCUCCUGCUCCUCUUCCGUGGGAGAGGGGAGGCAAAUCCUCCGUGCAUCCAGGUGUGCUUUCUGCUGACUCCUAAAUAGGAUCCCAUAGACUUGAAAUGCUAAAAAGAACUGAACCGUGUGAUGGGAAUUCUUGGGAAGAAGCGUUUGUACCAUGACAUCUUGGGGGUCAUUCAGCCUCAGGUAGGUUCUUGAGUUCCUGAGCUUGGAGAGGCCAUGAGAAACAUUCAUAUUCCCAGAGGUGACUGAGAAUUUCAGGGGGUGGGCAGGAAGUGGGGAAAAGGCAGCAUCACUGUGUGGAAUUUGAGCUCAGGCAGCUCCGCUGUGCUGUUAAUGGAGCUUUGUGGGAGGAGUGUCCCAGGCAGCAGAUGUGGCCUGGGGGAAGAGCAGCUGCUGCUCCACUGGACACAUCCCCAGGUUUGGGAUCUGCUGAAGCUGCACUGUUCCUGUGGCAAUGAGAGCUAAUAAAAAUUCACAUAGACUCACAAA